Messenger RNA from Etheostoma cragini (Arkansas darter), 992 nucleotides. It is a transcript of the gene spi2, whose product is annotated as Spi-2 proto-oncogene. Gene Ontology annotation, cellular component: nucleus. The coding region runs from base 206 to 871 and encodes 221 amino acids. NCBI's taxonomy places the organism in Eukaryota, Metazoa, Chordata, Actinopteri, Perciformes, Percidae. Gene Ontology annotation, molecular function: sequence-specific DNA binding; DNA-binding transcription factor activity, RNA polymerase II-specific. Gene Ontology annotation, biological process: cell differentiation; regulation of transcription by RNA polymerase II. The transcript is spliced from 5 exons. The record is from RefSeq and is a predicted model, not a curated record.
CUGGUGCUGGUGUCGGGGCUUUGUGGGAGGGUGGUCAUUGUUCCUGUGAGCCCCGGGUAGAAAACGUCUGGUGUUAUGCAGAAAGCCCCGCUUCUGCGGGGGGUAUAAUAAGAGCCCAAGAGGCACAUGAGAGUCUCAAAGUCAGUCUUGUGAUAUUCUCCCAAACCGAGAGGACUGUACCGCAUCAGAUUCAGCCUCAUCAGUGAUGAAUUCUUCUCAGGAGACUCAAUCUGAUUUGGAGGUGAUCUUAGAGUUCCUAGAGGAGUACUACAGACAAAACACGGGAGACAAUGUGGACAAGAUGUACUGGAGUGCAGGUGUGCCUGUCAAUGAAAGAAAUGCACCUGUGGAUGAUGACUCAUGGGAGCGACGCUUGACAUGCUAUGAGCAGCCUCCUUUAAAACCUGUGUUUCCUGUAUCAAAGAUUAUCAAACCUGCACUUCAGCCUUUGCUGGCACGCGACGCAGCGACAUUGUCUGAGCGAGGGUCACUGCCAAACUUUGCAUCAGCAAGACAACCUCCUAAACACACAGCGGGGAGUGGUGGAAAGGUGCGACUCUUUCACUUUCUGUUUGAGAUGUUGGAGGAUCCAAACAUGGCACACUGUGUGUCCUGGGUGCCAGCAGCCGCCGGCGUUUUCCGCUUUUCCUCCACAAACAAGGACCAGGUGGCAGCACUGUGGGGGCAGAGAAAGGGAAACAAGAGGCCCAUGACUUACCAGAAGAUGUCCCGCGCCCUCAGGAACUACGCCCGGUCCGGAGAGAUCUUCAAAGUGAAGAAGAAGCUCACCUACCAGUUCAGCCGAGACACACUGAUGUCACUGCACAAGUUUCAGCAAGGAGAUUUGUUACGUGGACGAGAUUUGGUGUAGCUCUUAUCACGUCAUACGCAACUCUAAAAGAUGCUUUAUCUUUCCGUCAUAAUUGUGACAAGUUCACAAAUCCGUCUGAUCAUCGUGAAGUUAGUACAUGCAUUGAGUUUUUGGUGUAAAU